UAACUUUCACUUUUGCAGUAGUGAGUGAGCGUGGCGGAGAAAGAAGACUUCGCCGACGUGCUGCUGCAUUUCUUUCCGAGCACGUGCAUUUGCUUUCGAGGUCAGUGCCGAAAACGUUGACUUGGACAUGACGAACCUUUUUACUCUGGUCCUGGUCGCAAUCGCCGCACUGGUUGGGCAAAAUAGUGCAAUCCCAAACAACUCAAGCCUUGCGAGGAACAGAAGGCCUCAAAGACAAAACGACAAUAAUGCCGUGGAGCCAAGCAAGCAGCCACAAACUGUGACGGAUCUUUUUGUAACCGGAUCGUGUCUUAAUAAACCAUAUACCUGCCCUCACCCAAGGAUAAAAUUUUACCUUUACACGAGACAAACUCAAAAUGAUCCGGAUGUGAUUGACGUGAACGAUCCGAUGUCAUUGGUGGCCUCAAACUUCAACGUGAAGCACCCUACAAAGGUCGUCAUACACGGCUUCGGCGGAGGAAGAAACCUAUCUCCGAGUCCAGACAUGAGAGAAGCUUACUUCAUCCGUGGCGACUACAAUAUAAUCAUCGUCGACUACGGCACUCUGGUGAAGGAGCCCUGCCUCAGUCAAGUCGGCUGGGGACCGCGUUUCUGCGCACGCUGCAUCGCCCAGCUGCUUUACUACCUGGACCAGGUCAGCGGGACAACGCCGGACUCCCUUCACCUCAUUGGUUACAGUGUCGGUGCGCACAUCGCCGGUCUCACCGCCAACUACAUCAAUUUCGGAAAAAUCGGUCGCAUAACAGGUCUGGACCCGUCAGUAGUAUUUUAUCAAGGUUCCAACAGCUCACGCGACUUGGAUCUGACUGACGCACACUUUGUCGAUAUAAUUCACACUGGUGCGGGAAUUCUUGGUCAAUGGGGUCCGAACGGACACGCCGAUUUCUACGUCAACGGUGGAACUUCUCAGCCCGGAUGUGGUGGAACGCUCUUUGAGACGCUUUCUUGCGACCACACGAAGGUGACGCCUUACUUUAUCGAGUCAAUCAUUACGGAAAAGGGAUUUUACGCCUCGCCGUGCGCCAACUUCUUUUCCUAUCUUUUUGGAUUGUGCGAUCCAAAAGACAGCGACUACAUUUUAAUGGGCGAGGACUGCCCGCACUCAGCUCGUGGCGAAUACUACUUGACAACAAACGCAAACCCACCGUUUGCUCAAGGAUUCCCCAACAGGAACAAAAAUCGCCAAGCGGCACUCGAGAGACGCAAGCAAGCUCAGAAGGCAGCGGCGGCGGCUCAAAAUAGAAACAAAAGGAGAGGAAGUCAGCAACGACCUCAAAGAAACGUAACGCGCACCGGAAGAUAACCAGACUGCUUAAUAUGUACUCUAAAGUUGCCAAUUUGUAUAAAAAAUAGUAAUUUAUUAUAUUAACAACCGA
Molecule: messenger RNA, 1397 nt
Organism: Cloeon dipterum
Lineage: Eukaryota; Metazoa; Arthropoda; Insecta; Ephemeroptera; Baetidae
Product: pancreatic lipase-related protein 2-like
Exons: 7
Coding region: 128-1324 (398 amino acids)
Biological process (GO): lipid catabolic process
Molecular function (GO): lipase activity
Source: RefSeq, a predicted model, not a curated record